Molecule: messenger RNA, 7218 nt
Organism: Xyrichtys novacula (pearly razorfish)
Lineage: Eukaryota; Metazoa; Chordata; Actinopteri; Labriformes; Labridae
Source: the annotation of a GenBank genome assembly
GAAGAAUAAACCACAGGAAUGAUAGUCGAGCGCAGAUAAGAAGAGGGUUAGAUGGAACAUGGCUCUCUCCAGAGGUUUGAGAUGCUGUCAAAGGGUUUUCUCCUGGAUCCCUGUACUUAUUAUAACCUCGGUGAUGUUGUGGUCAUACUACGCUUACGUUUUUGAGCUAUGUAUUUGUAAGUAUUCCUAACAUUGUGUGUUUGUUGUGAUUUCGAUCGUUGUAUUGUGGACUUCGCAGUUUUGCCGCACAGCAGUGUUUACAGAAAUAUGCUUUUAGACCGAGACGGACCUAGCAAACUAUGCGGAUGUUGGUAAGGGUGUGUGCUUUUAACCAGUCGGUGUACGUUCUUUUAGCCUUUACGCGGUGAACAUUAAUGAAGUAAAUCGUAUAAACCCUGUUUCGAUUGAGUGACUAGCUAUUGUUGUCUCUUGUAGCAACAACCUGUCCAUCUGGCUAACCGUGUUAGCCGUCAAAUGAGGAUCUUUAUGUGAACAAUCGUUUAUUAAACUGUCCAAAACACCGUUUCUAGGCUUUGACUUGUAUUUUAACCGUGUUUUAUCAUUUUUUACAGUCACAAUCACCAAUACGUUAGAGAAAGGUGAGGUAUCCUCUAUGUUAGCGCUCUUAUCAGAUUAUUUUUGUGACUACAUUAUCUUUUUGUCGUGGUGCUGUUCAUUAUUUUCACUGUUGUGUGUUUUUGUUUCUUCCAGUGGCCUAUCUGCUGGUUUUUCAUGUCUGCUUUGUGAUGUUCUCCUGGACAUACUGGAAGUCUAUAUUCACCCCUCCUGCAACACCAUGCAAAAAGGUAUCCUGGAGUGUUGAAGAUAUCCACAAAUAACCAAAUAACACAAUUUUAUCUAUUUAAUUCGCAUAUAAAAGGUCUCAUACUGAUCUAUCUCUGUUGCUCUAGUUUCAGCUGUCAUACUCGGACAAACAAAGGUACGAGAUGGAGGAGAGGCCAGACGCUCAGAAACAAAUACUGCUUGAUAUUGCGAAGAAACUGCCCAUUUUCACCCGAGCUCAAUCUGGAGGUGAGUUUUUUCCCUCCUAAAAGUUUGGCAUUGUUCUCUCGCAUGACAUAUGUGAAAACCAGAGCAGUAACCAGUCAGGUAGAUUAGUUACAGCCUGUCAUCUGGCACGUAAUCUGUGUGCGUUGAAAGCAAGUAGGCAAGGGCAAUUAGCUCUGUGUGUGUUCCUGAGCAUCCCUGUACGGUGUAAUCAGCCGAUGUAUCUCUUUCAUUAGUGCUGAUUGCUGAGACUAAGUUCUAGGCUGCAGGAAGUAGGAGAAGGGGGGAAGCUCAGCUCAAAUGUCGGUCAUUCAACUGACCAUCCUCUUGUCUCUAGCUAUCAGAUUCUGCGACCGCUGCCAGGUACUGAAGCCUGACCGCUGUCACCACUGCUCGGUUUGUGAAACGUAAGUCUCUCUUUCCUCCUCAAUCCAUUCUUCUGGAGAGAUUGCAAUAGGGAAGGAGAUAUUUGUUGGCCUCAUACUGCUGGGAUAAUUAGAAAGUGUUGCUUCGUUGGCACACUGUGUCUCAGAGAUGUUAUCUUACUAAUCAGUCUAAGCAGUGGUUCACCCUAAGGUAUAUCGAAAUUUGGACACAACAAUAAUAUUUGAGAAAUGGUAGAAAGGUGUCUGCUGCUUUCACCACUUUAGUGUUCAACUAUAUUAAAUCCAAAUAUAUAUGCUUCCCUUUUAAAGCUGUGUCUUGAAGAUGGACCAUCACUGUCCCUGGUGAGAAAAAACUCACACUCACCUUAUACACACUGUAUUUCUCUGUUCGGUGUCAUGUAAUCGUUAGAUUUAUUCUGAAACAAUGUGUUUUUCUUUAGGGUGAAUAACUGCGUGGGCUUCUCAAACUACAAGUUCUUCCUCCUUUUUCUCUCCUACUCCAUGCUGUACUGUGUGUUCAUUGCAGCAACAGUCUUUCAGUAUUUCCUGAAAUUCUGGGAGGUGAGUUACGAUAGCCUGUACUUCCCCUAAAACUGAGAAUCUGAUGAUAAAUGAGUUGCUGAAAGUCAUCACCUUUGCGGCUCCAAAAAACCAGAGAAUUAAAGUGUUUGUUGUGACCUUUUUUAAAGCUCACUGUUUGUUCUCUCCUCAUUCGUCUCUCUCUCAGGGGGAAUUGCCAAAUGGGCCUUCAAAGUUCCAUGUCCUCUUCCUCAUGUUUGUGGCGCUCAUGUUCUUUGUCAGUCUCAUGUUCCUCUUUGGCUACCACUGUUGGCUAGUGGCCAAGAACCGCUCUACUUUAGGUAAGGAUUUAAAUAUUUAGAAAUCACUGUUGUUGUCAUUAAAUGUGCAAGAUUGAAGCUGAAGAAAUUAUCCUGACUUACAGUGGUUUGUACUUUUUCAGAGGCCUUCUCAGCCCCAGUUUUUGUCAGCGGACCAGACAGAAAUGGCUUCAAUGUUGGCAUGCGCAGAAACCUGCAGCAGGUAUUCGGAGAGGAUCGGAGGCUGUGGUUCAUUCCUGUUAUUACAAGGUAACUAAGAUACUUUGUAAGUGGUUUUGCCGCCUCUUGCUACUAAUUUUGUGAACACUUUUCUAUUAAAGUUUUUGACUGUCACAGAAUAAGCUUAGUGUAGCAAAUCACCAAGAAAAAUAACCAGUUUUUAGAAAUUCAGAGGAUAAUGCAAAUGCCAUCAAUAUCAACUUUCAGCAGACCGUUUUUCUAGUAGUUAACCAAAAAACCCUUCUAAAAAGCCUCAUACGUUGGUUGGUAGCAUAUCUUGCUUCAAAACCUGUAUGAAUUGUUCAGCAUCAGUGGUGCCUUUCCAUUUGUGUUCACCACCUGUGCUAUGAAGGCACAUGCUUUCCCCCAUACUUGAAUGGAUACUGGCUUUUAAAGUGUGCCCUGGUAAUGAGCUCUGUGGUCCCACUCCUCCAUGCAGCAGAGGGUGCAUAGUCCAUGAUUUCCAAAAAUAAUGACAGAUUUUGAUUUGUUAGGACACAUGACGUUUCUAGCCCAUCUUAAAUUGUCUUGGGCUAUAAGGAGCCGUUUUUAUUCCUAGAUAAUGUGGAUGUAAAAUUAACUGUUUUCAUUGCACAGUUGUCACCUGCAUGGAUGUGGAUGCAGUGAUUAUGUUCACAUAGAAGAUUUUGGAAGUGAUUUUUGCAGUGAUUUCCACCACUGAGCCACAUCUGUUUUUAUUGCAUUAAUAGCUGGGUUGUAGUUCAUAGCUGCAAAGUCAGAUAUGAAUGUAGAAUCAGGAGUAAAAUAAAUUAGCAGGCUGUGGUUCUCAAACCAGCUUCUAUUCUCCUUUUGUUUGCAUGUCAGCCAAGGGAACGGCCACUACUUUCCCUUGAAGAGUCGUAGCUCUGAGUCCCGGAACCCCUUAUUAGCUCAUGAAGACAUGUGGGAGGAGUCUGAUGACGGCUCUGAGGGGAGCCUUGGUGAGUCACUUAAACCUCGUCAUAUUUAUUCUGUCACUUGUUCUCCAUAGAUGCAGAAACACAACAUUUUUAAUUCAAAGCUUUCUUCAUUGAGUGAAAUAUGUUCUUUAUUUUUGUUGAGAAUGUUGAACUAUCUGCAGUUUUAACCAAGACAGUGGUAGAAACCAGAAUGAUUCCCAGCAGCAUAGGGAGAUUAUAAAGAGAGAGUCCAACCUCAAGAAAUAUACUAUUUAUAUUGUCUCACCACAAAUGUGUAGCAUGUAAUCCAUGAAAAUGUUUAAGUUAAACUUUUGACAUAGUGCAGUGCCUCAGAGUAAAAGGUCAAAAAAAGGCGUUUGAAUAUGUGCUCAGGCUACAUUUUAAAUCAAUCUGUCCUACUUCUUCCAGCUUGUGUUGCCACUGGAUAUAUAUUGAUAAGCAGAAAUGUUUUCCAAGUUACACAUAGUCAAUAUAAUUAAUAAAUACAAUUUUAGCUGAAUUUUAAACUGUUCACUUUAAAAAUAUUUGCAAUUUAGUUCAAUCUUUUUCACAAUUUUAAAGCUCCAGUGAGAGACAUUCUAUUUGUGUCGGUCUUCAGAUCGAAACCAGUCCUGCUUAUGUGGGUUAUCUGCUACAGGAAAUUACUUAUCAGCAAAAUUGAAAAGUGAAGAAGAAAUUUGUCAACACUAUACAAUACUUCUCCUCGAUUAAAAUCAAACGGAAAUCAAACAAUUUUUUCUGCUGUCAAAACCAUCUGAUGUGUUCACAAUAAAAAGACUGAUGAAACCAUUUAACUUUGCUGAUGUUCUUGAUACAUCAGGUUUGUUUUGGAUAAUUCCUUCAUCUUCGAUUACUUUGCAAUUGUACUUGUUGAACCUGUAGAACAAAAAAAUGAAGUGAUAUUUUUCCUUUUAUUUCUGUUUUAGCAAAACCUAGAUUUUCUUGUGAAUUACCUUCAUCUUUUCUCAAUGAUUUUUUGAGAAUUUUGGUAAAAUAUAAAGUUUUAUAAAAGUGGCAAGAACUGAAAGACCUCUCCUACUUUUUUAUGUCUCUAAUCCCAAAAUAAGUGUCACUUUUCAAAAGGAUAAAAAAUUACAGUUAAUCUGCAUUCAUACUAGGAGGCUAAUACUUUUUCAACCUAAAUUUUCCAAAGUCACAGAGCUGGUGGAAGUAACUGUUAAUUAUCCUGUGGAGAAAGUCACCUUGCAGCACAGACAACAGGCAGUCCAAAGAGGACACUUUUUAUGAUUUUAGGAGACUAAAACAGAGAGAUGCUAUUGCCUAAAAGAGAAAUAGAUUUAUGGGGUGAAAAAGUGAUUUGCAUCAAACUUGUGUGUAGAAACUGAGAAAUGUUUAACUUCUAACCUUUACGUUCUGCCACCACCUGGUGGUCACGUGCAACGGAUGGUUAACUCCUGCAUCAAGUACGCUUCAUUCAUGCUAGUACAUAUUAUGAUUUCUUUUUUCUUUUUUAUUCCAGGUGAAGACCAGGACCCAUCGGUUACCAUAGAGAUGGAGGAGUAGGAAUUCAUUGUAAGGACAAUUUUUAUUGGUACAGAAGGUGUAUAUUAAAAUCACACAUACUGUGUACCUCAAGGCACAUGCAUUCCAAAUAAUGCGGAUAUUCAGAAACUGAAAAAUAAUCUGAAUGGGGGCCAAAGGUGUGGAUUAAAAUCUGUACUUGGAUUGUCAUUGCCACUCAUAGCCUGGCGUUUUACAUCGUGACAGCCAGUAGCAUCAUCUCUUCCCUGAGAGACGACGGUUUGUUUGAAUUAGAAAAAGAGAAACUGGCAAUAUUACCUCGGAUAAAAGGCAACUGCUGUUUAACAAGGACUGAAUAUCUCCCUCUGGGUGUUCAUCCCAAGGCCUCUGUGAGUUUUUGAAUACUGUUAAUCAGAGCCUCUGUCUGGCUCUGUACUAAUACUGUACAGUAUCUAUUUUGUUUCAGAGUUUAAAGUGGUGGACCUUCGAGCUGAGUCUGUGGAGGGCUGCAUCAAAAGCUCACACUCUUAAAGCUCCAGGGGGUUCUUUUAGUGAUUCAGAAGCGUGGUCUGAACUGGUUUUGCUCUUGCAGAAUAAUAAACAUGAGAUUUUAUUUUACUUUAAUUCAACAAACAUAUUAGAUCACCUGACUAAUCCUGGGCCUUAUGAAUAUAGUUAUUAUCCUUGUGUUUGGGAGUUUAUUUCUCCUGAGAAUGUAUUCUGCUUCCUGCUUAUGAGUGGACUUUGCCAACAUAAACGGCACCUACCUAUCAAAGAACCUAUCAUAUCAUGCUAGUUUAACAGUCAUCAACAUUGAUAUGCUUACCAGCCAUAUCCUUUAUCUUUUAAGACCAGUGAUAGGAAAUGAACAUGAAUAGCAUAGUUAUUUAGCUUUGAUUUGCACCUGCAUGUCUUGAUCUCAGUCAGUACACUGUAAAGCAAAAAACUGAAACUGGGAUUGGAAAUGUUGGCGAAACCGAGCAAGUAAAAGCUAACCAGAGAUGGCAUAAAGAAGCAAAGAGCACUGAUAUAACCGCUGACAUAUUUUAGCACAUUUUUGCUUUUGUGUGGCUACCUGGCUAGGUUGCUACUUAAGCACAAUGAGUGCAUGGGAAGAGUGCAUUCAAGUAGGCAGGUAGUUAUGUAGACAGGCAGGUAGAAUUAUCAGUCAUAUUUUUUUUUCUGUCGACCAAACGUUUGUCUUUUCAGUCCUGUGUCAAACACAGAUGCAGGAUUUUUUUUCUUACCCGCCUCUGCUUUUAGAUAAGUUUUAGUCAUUCCUCAGUAUAUCAUAAAUUAAAUGCUUGAUUAGAUUUUUGAAGAUGCAGUAACAAGUCAAAAGGAGGACUGUGCAAGACAUACUGUGAUAUUUUAAAAAUAUAUAUACACUUUUCCUUAUAAAUCCACUAUCUUUACAACAUUUACACUUCAGUGUUGCUGCAGAGUAAUAGAAAAAUAUGAGUAAUUUGCUUCCUUUUAGACACAAACUCAUUUGUAGGAGAAGACACGGGAUGUUCUUUGUUUCCUCUUGAUCCUUUCGAACAUGUCGAUAAAUGUACAUAUAUUAUGCAAACUGAUCUUCAUCCACUGGUUGGUAAAGAUCAGCUAUCCUUUGCUUUUUAAAGCUCUAAAUGUUUUCUACCUGUGAUUUUGUUUUUUGAGAUUUUCCGUUUUGGUUCAUGGACUUGUAUAAAGCCAGUGUACACAAAAGAACACCUUACUAUUCAGUAUGAGUCAAAUGUUGGGCCUUCAAGCAUCAAACCGUGAUGCUGUUUGAUCUUGACACUUUUAACCUGCUUCAUCAGACCUGUUUUGUACUGUGUGUUGGGUAAGCCAAAUCAAAUGCUGCUCAUGCCUGAAGAAUACACAGCAUACAUACAUACAGUAAGUCGCUUAUUGAUUAAAACUGUGCGUGUCAUUUUUAUCUGAGGUAUGAUUCUGUGUUUGAAAGCAUGUAUACACGUUAGGAAAGAUGUGGAUGUUGAGUGUAGUCUCGUGUCUAUUUAUUGUUGCACUGUUCAGCUUUUUUUUCUUGUGUAUUUUGUUUACUGAUUCAUAACUGCUGCAGGCAGUAUCUGUAUAUUUUGCUCCAUGAAAGCAAUGCGCUCUCAUCAAAAGGUAAGAUAUUUAUGACGUGAAGAUGACUUAUUAUUCUCAGUUUGCAGAAAGGAAUUAAUAUUUUUCUGAACACACAGUGUGGUCCUUUUAGAGUAAGUGAUCAUGUCUCUCCUCAUCUUAAAACCUCUGGACCAUUCAAAGAACUGAAGUCUUUCACCUGCUGUUUUGUCAGUUAACAAAUAUAAAGUCUUUAUUUUCUGCCAUUUAUUGUAACAUGCAAAUAAAAUGAUCCAAGCUGAACCCUUU